Messenger RNA from Microstroma glucosiphilum, 2019 nucleotides. RefSeq names its product heat shock protein 70. Gene Ontology annotation, biological process: protein refolding; cellular response to unfolded protein. Gene Ontology annotation, molecular function: ATP binding; heat shock protein binding; ATP hydrolysis activity. The record is from RefSeq and is a predicted model, not a curated record. The coding region runs from base 1 to 2019 and encodes 672 amino acids. The transcript has 3 exons. NCBI's taxonomy places the organism in Eukaryota, Fungi, Basidiomycota, Exobasidiomycetes, Microstromatales, Microstromataceae. Gene Ontology annotation, cellular component: cytoplasm; mitochondrion.
AUGUACGGUCUAGCAAGAGGUCUCCGGGCCGCUGCGCCCUCCACCGCACGAGCGGUCUCGCAACCCCUUUACCGUCAAGCAGCUCAGCCUUCUUUUGCCCGAAUGGCCCCUCUGGGAGCUCGUUUCAAUUCAGGGAAGGUCCAGGGCAGCGUCAUCGGUAUCGACUUGGGAACCACCAACUCCUGUGUCUCGGUAAUGGAGGGUCAGCAAGCUCGUGUCAUUGAGAACUCGGAAGGUGGACGUACCACGCCCUCGGUGGUAGCCUUCACAAAAGACGGAGAGCGCCUGGUUGGUGUGCCGGCUAAGCGUCAGGCUGUCGUCAACCCCGAGAACACCCUUUUCGCCACAAAGCGUCUCAUUGGACGCAAGUUCCAGGACAAGGAGACCAAGCAGGACAUUGACAACGUUCCCUUCAAGAUUGUACCUCACUCCAACGGAGAUGCUUGGGUGGAAGCUCAGGGCCAGAAGUACUCUCCAUCUCAGAUCGGAGCCUUCGUUGUUGGAAAGAUGAAGGAGACCGCUGCCGCUUACCUGGGCAAGCCCGUGAAGCACGCUGUCAUCACCGUCCCUGCUUACUUCAACGACUCGCAAAGGCAGGCCACCAAGGACGCCGGUACCAUCGCCGGUCUUGAUGUCCUGCGUGUCAUCAACGAGCCUACCGCUGCUGCUUUGGCCUACGGUCUCGACAAGCAGGAAGCAUCGGUAAUCGCCGUGUUCGACUUGGGAGGAGGUACAUUCGAUGUCUCCAUUCUGGAGAUGCAGAAGGGUGUCUUCGAGGUCAAGUCGACAAAUGGUGACACUCACCUGGGAGGUGAAGACUUCGACAUCGUGCUCGUUGAGCACCUCCUUGCCGAGUUCAAGAAGGACAGCGGGAUUGACCUCUCCAAGGACCGCAUGGCUAUUCAGCGUAUCCGUGAGGCUGCCGAGAAGGCAAAGAUUGAGCUGUCUUCCACUUCGCAGACCGACAUCUCCCUCCCCUACAUCACUGCCGACGCAUCUGGACCCAAGCACAUCAACUCGAAGCUGUCGCGUUCUCAGCUCGAGAAGCUGGUGGGCAAGCUGAUCGACAGGACUGUCGACCCUUGCAAGAAGGCUCUCUCCGACGCCAAUGUCAAGCCCAGCGACAUCCAGGAGAUCAUCAUGGUCGGUGGUAUGAGCCGAAUGCCCAAGGUCGUGGAGACCGUCAAGAACAUCUUCAAGCGUGAGCCUUCUAAGGGUGUCAACCCCGAUGAGGCUGUCGCCAUUGGUGCUUCCAUCCAGGGUGGUGUUCUGUCCGGUCAGGUGACCGACAUCCUGCUGCUCGAUGUCACUCCCCUCUCCCUCGGUAUCAACACUCUCGGCGGUGUGUUUACCCGUCUCAUCAACAGGAACACCACCAUCCCCACCAAGAAGAGCCAGGUCUUCUCGACUGCUGCUGACGGACAGUCUGCUGUCGACAUCCAGGUCUACCAGGGAGAGCGAGAGCUCGUCAGGGACAACAAGCUGCUCGGAAACUUCCAGCUGACUGGUAUCCCCCCUGCGCCCAAGGGUGUGCCUCAGAUCGAGGUCACCUUCGACAUUGACGCAGACGGAAUCGUCAACGUCUUUGCCCGUGACAAGGCCACCAACAAGGACGCCCAGAUCACCAUUGCCGCCGGCUCUGGUCUGAGCGACAACGAGAUCGAGAGGAUGGUGAACGAUGCCGAACAGUACGCUGAGACCGACAAGGCUCGCAAGGCCGUCAUUGAGGAGUCGAACCGUGCCCAGAGUGUGUCUGCAGAGACCACCAAGGCUCUCGGAGAGUUCAAGGAGCAGAUCGACAAGGCCGAGGCUGAGAAGGUUGAGGCCCUGAUCAAGGAGGUCGAGGAGAUGGCCACCCGUGGCCAGGCUGGUGAGGAGGGACUGGCAGCAGACACGAUCCGUGUGAAGAUCGAUGAGCUGCAACAGGCUUCGCUGUCGCUGUUCAAGAAGGUGUACGAGAGCAGGAGUCAGCAGGGCGAGCAACCGAAGGAGGGCGAGGGAGAACAGAAGAAGGAGUAA